CUCCAACACCUCAAAUCUAAGGGUACCGGCAUUGUGAAGUCAUACUUAUCUUCCGAGACUGGCUGCUGAUAAUCCUUCUGUUGAUUCUGUGAAUUAUUGGCCAUGUCAGUCGAAGCAGGCGGAGGGUCUGGUUCGACGACGCCGUCGUCUUUAAAGAGACCGCGGUCCGACGAGGAACUGCCAGCUACCCCAAUCAGAAAUACACAGUCGUCGCUGUCUCCGAUGAGCUCAGCACUCUCAUCUCCGGUCGCUAUCUCAACUCCAAAGGAUACUCCAAUGACGACUGGAAACUCCAACAGCUUGUCGAACUCGCCAUGCAAGGCCCAAAACCAGCACGACGCUAAGACGACCACCCAACCUUCAUGUCCGACAAAAACACUGUUGCACUCAUCAUCGGCACCACCUGCUAAGCGUAGAAAGCUCACCGCAGAAGAAAAAGCAAAGGCUGAAUCUGAGAAGGCAAGGAAGGCAUUGGAACGCGCCGAAAUGAAGGCGCGCAAGGAGGCUGAAGCGAAGGCUAGGGAAGAAGAGAAGCAACGUAAGGCUGAGGAGAAGCAGCGGAGACAGCAUGAAAGAUACGAGGAAAAGAAGAAAAAGGCGGAAGAACGAGAGCUCAAACAAAAGCUUAAAAGCAUGGAGAAGCAACAGAAGGAGGAGGAAAAGGAACGUCGUGAACGCUCCCAAUUACGCCUAUCGAACUUCUUCAAUUUACCGAAAGCCUCUCCCGCUGCAACCGAUCAGACCAAGGUUUUGGAGGCUACGGCUAGUCCAUCGAAGCUUAGUGCAAUGGGCCAGGACGACGUGCAAAGGAGGUCCUCCUCUCACGAUCCACUUAAACAUGAGGCUCCUCCCCAUACUGGAGCCAAGCCCGUUUCUCAUAUUGAAAAGCAGGCGAAACAAGUAGACAAGGGAUUUCUCCCAUUUGUUUUGGCUAAAAAUAUGCGACUUGCUCCAAUCAAUGCUUUCUUACCGGAUGACAAAGAUCUGGAUCUUGUGAAUGCGGAUAUGGACAAGUAUAAAGAGAACUCUACGACUGAGCCUAGCCCUUCUCUCAGAGAAACCUUCGCGAAGUUGAGAGUCAAUCGUGGAUUCCAGCCGCCAAAGGUCACGAGCGUACUGCAUCAGUUGCACGGCACAUCAAAUGCGCCCAUUGACCUAACCCAAGAUGGCGCCGGAAACCCUCUGAACGUCCUCAAGUCUAUCCCGGUCAAGUUCUUCUCAUUUGGCGAGGACGUGCGUCCUCCGUAUAGGGGAACCUGGACAAGGCCUGUAGGGAGCCGUCUUUCCCGUAAGCUUGCUCUCAAUCCGCUUAGGCAAGAACUUCCUGAGGUUGAUUACGCCUACGAUUCGGAGGCCGAAUGGGAGGAUGUAGAGGAAGGCGAAGAUAUUGAUAUUGAGGAGGACGAAGAGGAGGAUGAGGACGAAGAGGAAAUGGAAGGUUUCAUCGACGAUGAGAGCGCACCGCAAUACCUUGCUCGCAGAGGCUUACCUGCUCUAGACUUGGAACCGAAAUGCAGUGGCUUGCAAUGGGAAGACGCUUCUGGCAGGAUGAGGGCUGCAGACUCGAACUACGAAGACGCUGAUUUCGAAGAGUUCAAGGUGUGCUUCCUGCUAGAUCCCAGCCCUAAGACCAUUGACCCGUUCACCACGGCGUACUGGGAGCCUGAACCCAGACACGUUUCAUCAAGACUGCCUCUGACAAGCUCGAUGGGUCCACCACGAUUACCUCUUCAGGAUCGAACGAACGGGCAGGCCACGGUGCAAAGCACGCUAGUUAAUGGGAAGGUGCCAAAAGCAGCCAAAGUCGGUCCUCGCCUCGUACCUGCAGACAUUCUACCAGCGUUCAAAGAAGCUGUAAACGGUAGUGACAUGACUAAGAUCGCCCUGAUUGAAUCGUUGAAAAAACAGUUUCCAAAGCUUCGAAAGGAUCAGAUAAACGAAACUCUUCCCUUGAUUGCGCAACGAGUUGGUGCAAAGCAAGCCGAGAAGAAAUGGAUCCUGUUGCCAGAGGGCAAAGUCUGAGUCCUUGUUCAGAAGUUUUUGUAUGGAGAAUUGCUCGUGACGGGUAAUGAUCUAUCUGUUUGAGCUCAGUGUCGUCGUGGGAGUAAUCUUGAGGUUUUUUUUGGCUCAUUUGCCCAUGAUCGCCCCCCUUGUUCAGGAGCAUGGCUUGGAAGCCCCUUAAUAUGACACGAUCGUUGCACAAUGCCUUCGUCUUGAGUUAGAUGGCUCAUCAUGAAGGCAAUGUUCGUAUUAAUUACAAAGUGCGAAGCACAUAGCUGAGGAAAUCAUAGACACGGCAUUUUGUCGAGUGAGCAGUAAAGGUUCCUUUCAAAUCAGCUACACCUCCCUGAAAGUCUAUAAACCCAAAAGCCAAUCGUAUUAACUACGAGACUAUGUCUUGGAUUGGGUGUUCGGACUCAACAUGUACGAAAGAUCUUUGCGCAUGCUGACACGAGACUUUCAGUGCUUCGAUCUGCAUGCAACUGCUUCUAAGUUAACUGCAGUUGCUACGUUACCACAUUUCGGUGUGAGCACUAAGCUUAUGGCUCAGUGAUUACCUUGCUUCUAAACUGCUCAUCUUCCCACAGAUAGUUUAAUUAUGCUAAUUGGAUCCCGAGAGGUGUUUUGUAU
Messenger RNA from Verruconis gallopava, 2631 nucleotides. RefSeq lists its product as uncharacterized. Gene Ontology annotation, biological process: nucleosome assembly. The coding region runs from base 103 to 2022 and encodes 639 amino acids. The transcript has 3 exons. NCBI's taxonomy places the organism in Eukaryota, Fungi, Ascomycota, Dothideomycetes, Venturiales, Sympoventuriaceae. Gene Ontology annotation, cellular component: CAF-1 complex; nucleus. The record is from RefSeq and is a predicted model, not a curated record.